Messenger RNA from Fusarium proliferatum ET1, 651 nucleotides. RefSeq lists its product as uncharacterized. Bases 1 to 651 code for a protein of 216 amino acids. The record is from RefSeq and is a predicted model, not a curated record. NCBI's taxonomy places the organism in Eukaryota, Fungi, Ascomycota, Sordariomycetes, Hypocreales, Nectriaceae. The transcript has 2 exons.
AUGUCUACAUAUCCUUGGAAGGAUACUCUUCAAGUCUCCCUCUCAGCUGGAGAUCUCAGCACCCUUGUUCAGAAAGCACGGGCUCGACUACACCCGAAGACAUGCUCAACACAAGAUGCAUUCAAAGCCUGCCUACUCAAAGCGAUGAAACACGUUGUGUACAACGGGCUUACGUUGCAUCCGCGCGUUACGCGAAUUUUCGCUAUAGUAGAUGCACGCAAGGCUAGAAAUAUGGCUAGGGAGUAUUUCGGUACUGGCAUCACAGCUAUUGAUACGCCGUAUUUGUCAGCGUCUAAAAAGAAACUGGCCAAGGGCGAUGAGUGGAUUCAAUCAAUUCAAGCUAUCAACGGGCUAAUGGACUUGGCCCCCGCAUUUGACACUGAUACUUUGUAUGUAGAUGAUUGGACCAAAGUUUCUAUGGAGGAGAUAAAUUUCGGACAGGAGCAGCAUAUGUUCUGCCAGCCGUUAGAAGUGGAGGCUCUGCCGGUCCGAAAUUGGUGCAUGAUUUAUUCGGCAAAGGCUGCUGAUGCAGGAGACGCGAAUAGCCUGGAAUACCAGGUACAAGUCGUGGUGCCAAAGGGACGCGCAGCUGAGCUCAUUAAUGGGAUAGUCACGGAUGUGCAGGACGGAUUCGACGAGUACUUUUGGUAG